AUGGACGACGCGCAGAGGCCCUGGGACGAGGCACAGGCGGGCCAUGCCACCACGGUGGACGUGCUGCUGGGGGCGGACGGCUCUGUGUGCGUCUCUGACAAUGGCCGCGGGAUCCCAACGGACAUCCAUCCAUCAACGGGCAAGUCAGCACUAGAGACCGUGCUCACAGUGCUGCAUGCGGGCGGCAAGUUCGGGGGCGACUCAAGCGGUUACCGCGUGUCAGGAGGGCUGCACGGCGUGGGCGUUGUGGUCAAGGUCGGCACAGGGCCAUCAGUCUCCCGUGCCCCACCUUCCUUCCUUCCCCACACCUUCCGGCUACCCCUCUCCCCACGUGUCUCCCCUCAACAGGUUGUGAUUCACCUGCAGGAGGAGGGCGGGCGGUCAGCGGACUUCCACUUUGCGGGCGGGCUGCUGGAGUUCGUGCGCUGGCUCAACAGCGAGAAGACGCCGAUGCACGAGGCGCAGUGUGUGGAGGAGGAGAGGGACGGCGUGGGCGUGGCGGUGGCGUGGCAGUGGAGCGUUGAUGCGUACAGUGACAGCGUGGUGGGGUAUGCCAACAGCAUCCGCACCUCCGAUGGCGGCACGCACCUCGACGGUGCCAGGGCCGCCUUCACCCGCACCCUCAACGCUGCUGCCCGGAAGCAACGCCUGCUCAAGGAGAAGGAGGAGAACCUGGCGGGCGAGCACCUGAGGGAGGGGCUCACAUGUGUGGUGGCCGUUAAAGUGGGCAACCCUGAGUUCGAAGGCCAGACCAAGACGCGGCUGGGCAAUCCAGGGGUGCGCAGGGUGGUGGACGGGGUGGUGAGUGACGCCCUGGCAGCGUUCCUGGACGCCAACCUCGCAGCGUGUGAGGCCAUCCUCUCCAAGGCGCUCGACGCAUACAAGGCUGCCGAAGCUGCGAAGAAGGCUCGGGAGUUGGUUCGGCGGAAGAGUGUGCUGAAGUCGGCCAUGCUGCCGGGCAAGCUGGCGGACUGCUCGUGUGACGACCCCGCCAAGUCAGAGGUGUUCAUAGUGGAGGGGGACUCGGCUGGUGGCAGCACCAAGCAGGGCCGCGACAGACGCCUUCAGGCGGUGCUGCCCCUGCGCGGCAAGAUCCUGAAUGUGGAGCGGCGGGACGAUGCGGCCAUCUACAAGAACCAGGAGCUGCAGAACCUCAUCCUCGGCCUGGGGCUCGGGCUAAGGGGCGAGGAGUUUGACCAGAGGGCGCUGCGCUACCAUCGCAUCAUUCUGCUCACCGAUGCCGAUGUGGACGGCGCUCACAUCCGCACGCUGCUGCUCACCUUCCUCUUCCGCUACCAGAGAGCGCUCUUUGAGAACGGCCAUGUCUAUGUCGGCGUCCCCCCGCUCUACAAGGUGGAGGUGGGGCGCCAGGCGCCAGUGUACUGCUACAGCGACGCAGAGCUGCAGGCGCACCUGCGCUCGCUGCCCGCCUCCGCCUCCCCCACCAUCCAGCGCUUCAAAGGGCUGGGCGAGAUGAUGCCAACGCAGCUGUGGGAGACGACCCUGGACCCCAGCCAGCGGCGGCUGAAGCUCAUCACCGUGGAGGAGGCGGCGCAGGCCAGUGUCACCCUCUCCGUGCUCAUGGGGGAUAAGGUGGGGCCACGCAAGGAAUUAAUUCAGACUGUGGGAAGCAGGAUGGCAGCAGCUGGAAUGCUCGACAUCUAG
Messenger RNA from Closterium sp. Yama58-4, 1665 nucleotides. NCBI's taxonomy places the organism in Eukaryota, Viridiplantae, Streptophyta, Zygnematophyceae, Desmidiales, Closteriaceae. The record is from the annotation of a GenBank genome assembly.